Funneliformis geosporum is the source of this 1082-nucleotide messenger RNA. The record is from the annotation of a GenBank genome assembly. NCBI's taxonomy places the organism in Eukaryota, Fungi, Glomeromycota, Glomeromycetes, Glomerales, Glomeraceae.
AUGUUUGAUACAGAUCAAACAAGUUUACCACAAUAUCGAAAUCCAGCUCCAAUUUAUAGUCGUUUUUUUAGUCGUAGAAAUAACAUUAUUAGACUAACACUUGCUGGCUUGUUGUUGGGUACGACAGUAUGGAUUACAUUAAUAAGGCCUUUAGUUGAAUCCGAGUCAAGCAUAAUUCUUGGUGAUUCAGGAAAUACUGAGAAAGAAAAUUCCGAGCCUACGCAACCAAUGUGGCAAACAGAUAUAAAAGAAACGAUUGAAGGGCGCUUUAGCUUAUUUAAAAACGAACAAUUUACAGAGGCUGCAUUAAAAAAAAAUGGGAUGAUCCCAGUGACAGCAGUAUUAUUAGGUUGGAAAAGAAUGGAGAGCCUGCAAACUGUAGUAAAUUUUAUUUCAAAAUAUCCAUUCAUAAAGGAAAUCCUUAUAUGGAAUAAUAACAAUAAAACGAGAAUUUAUGCCAAGGAUUUUAUUCUUAACAAUAGUGAAGUUACGUUGAAUGUAUUUAAUUCUGAAAAAAAUCUUCAUGAUCUUUCUAAAUAUACAACUUGUUCAAUGGCCAAAUAUGAUUAUUGUUAUUUUCAGGAUUAUAAUUGGUUAAAUUUAUAUAUGGAUAGUUUAUAUACAAAUUUCCUUAAUAAUCCAAGUUUAAUUCAUUCAAAUACGAUGCCAAUUAAUUAUUUAGAACACAGGAGGUGGAUGUUUGCAAAUUCAGAUAAAAAUCUUCAUACUGGAUUUACGCGGCUUGGAUGUGGUUCCUUUGCAUCACGUGCGAAAGUUCAAAGAUUUUUAGGUCAAUUAGGUUCGAUUUCUCUAAUGAAAGAUAGAUUAAAAUUUGCAGAUAUGUAUUUUUCUUUAUGGACUAAUCAAUACCCAUAUCAGCUAUCAAAUCCGUUAACAACUUUUGAUAAAAAGGAUGGUUGGAGAGUUGGUGUGAAUCAGUGGAAUGUUAAUCAAUGGAAUUUAUUCUACAAUAAUAUCCUAGAUGCAACUCAAAAGCUAUAUACAGCAUUGGCCGUAAAAUCUGGUUCUGAACUUUUCGCUCGUGAAGAAGAGCAACCUUAUUAUAAUGAAAGAGAUGCCAG